AUGGUAUCAUUAGACAGGGGAAGGCCUACUUUUGCCUUCCCAGAUUUUGGUAAAUCAUAUUCAUUAAUAUUUAAUGUUCUAAUACAUAAAAUUAUUAAUUCUUUCUUUAUUUUUAACAUGAAAUUUAUUUCAAUUUUACUUUUAACCUUAUACUUUGUUAAUCCAAUAUCUUCUAAUGAUUUGAAAAUUCAUGAACCAAUAAUAUUGGCACAUGAAGGAUUUGGUGAACCUCCUACUAUAAGACAUGAUGAUAUUGAUAUUUGGGAGAGUGGAGUUUUAAUUCACCAACAUAAUGAAACUAAUCCACUGGGAACUUCAAAUAUUAAUAUGCAACAACUUAUUCAAGAUAUUAGAAGAUUUAAAAGAAAUACAGGUCAUAUUGCAAGUGUACAUCAAAAAUUUAACAGAAAAGGAAGGCCAAAGACAGAUGAACCAGAGGUAGUUGAUAUUGCUGACAUUCGCAAGUCAUUCAAAAAUUCUACAAAAAGUGGGACUGGAAGAUGUGUCGUUAGCGCUGAUCUUUCCAGUCAUUACUGUGGAAAUGUAGAAGUAUCAACUCCACCUAUAAUUCCUGAAAAUGCUGGAAAAUGUAUUAUUUCACAAAAAAGUGGAAGAGAAAUAUGUUAUCCAUCAUAUACUGAACUUGAUACUACAUGUACUGAUUACAAUGAAUAUCCAAAUUCUGUUGUUCAACCAAUUAAUAUUCCUCAUGCAACUGUCCGUGUACUUGCAUAUUUUCCAUUAACAAAUCUUCAAAGACUUAUUAAACAAUACUAUCGUCAACAGGGAAAACAAAUGCCAAAAAAUUUAAAAUUAGGUAGUUCAUAUUCUGGAAAAGAAUCAUUUUUAUAUGCUAAAUAUGAAUGUAAUGAAGGAUAUGAAAUGAUUGAUGAAGUUGAUGUUAUGUUUUGUUAUAAUAGACAAUGGGUACGUACUCCACCAGUUUGUAGAGGUUUAAAUGCCUGUGCUGAUAAUAAUGGAGGAUGUUCACAUAAUUGUCGUUCAUUAGAUGAUAAUAAUGUUGAAUGUUCCUGUUCAAAAGGAAUGGUAUUAGAUCAAACUGGUAAAACAUGUAUUAUACCAGUUCCAGAGGUAUUUUGUAGAAAAUUAGCUAAUUGUCAUUGUAUACCAAUUGACUCAACUCAAUAUUCUUGUGACUGUCCAAAUCGUGAAAAUUGUUUAUUAAGAAAAGAAGCACCAAAAAUAUAUCUUGAACCAUCAGGUCCAUAUGAAGUUAAACCUGGAGGUUCUAUAAAUAUUACAUGUUAUGGUGUUGGAUUUGACUAUCCAAAAUUAAGUUGGCAUCAAGUUGGUGAAGAAAAUUCAAAUAUUAAACCAAUUAGUGGAACAAUAAAAACUCAACAAAUGUUAGAAAUUAAAAAUCUUUAUAAAACAACUGAUUUUAUAUGUUCUGCCGAAAAUAAUAUGGGAAUUGCUUCAAAACAAAUAACAAUUACUGUUAUGGGACCAGGUUUUGCUCCAAUAAUAAAAAAAAUUAGUCCAUCUAGAAAAUCAAUUACAAUUAAUUGGGACAAACCUAUAUUUACAUCAAAUCCAAUUACUACUUAUACUAUUUACUAUACUGAUAAAGGAAAAAAACCACUUAAAGAUUGGGAACAUAUUGAAGUUAAUGAACCUAAUCAUAGUGUAACAAUUCCAAAUUUAAAACCAAAUACUAAAUAUCAUAUAAAAAUGCGUGCUAAUGAUGUUCUUGGACCAGGAAAAUUGGGAAAUUCUGUUGCUAUAAAUACUUUAAAACCAGCUAAAAAACCAGAAAUAAAAAUUGUUGAAGGUGAAAGUAUUUCUGUUAAACCAUUAGAACCAUUUGUUAUCACAUGUAAUGUUACAAAAUCUGAUCCUACACCAGAAAUUGUUUGGAUUAAUAAAGGUAGACCAGUAAAUAAAAAACAAAAAUAUAUAACAAGUGUACUUCAUCAUGCUGGUUUAUAUGAAGAGACAAGUUUUACAUGUGAAGCAGAAAAUGAAGCAGGAAAAACACAAAAAACUGUACAUGUUUAUGUAACAGGACCAUUAAAACCAGAAAAAAUUAAAGGAAAAGUUCAAGGAAAUAAUAUUGAUGUUAAUUGGAAGCCACCACUUAUUACAAAUGGUCCAAUGCAAAAUUAUGAAAUAUUAUAUACAGAUAAUCCAUCAUUACCAGAAGAUCAAUGGGAAAAAAUUAGUGUUGGAUCACCGGAUAUUAAUAGUUUUACAAUACCAAAUUUGAAAGAAAUGACACCAUAUACUAUAAAAAUGCGUGGUAUAAAUGAUAAAGGUGAAGGUGUAAUAUCUGAUCCUAUUGAACUUACUACAUGGUUAGCUCCAAGACCACCAAAAGUAACAUUAACACCAUCAGAAGAUAUUGAAAGAAAACCAAGUAAUGAUGAUUUAGAACAUAUUUGUAAAACAAAUGGUGUACCAAAACCAAAAAUUGUAUGGUAUUGGAACAAUGAACCAAUUGAAGAUGGUAAAAAUGAUUUUAGAAUAUAUGAUAUUUCAUUACCUGAUGAUAAUGAAGAAUCACAAUCUAAACUUAUCUCUGAAGUAACAACUAAAUCAGGACAAGUUAAAUGUCAUGCUGUAAAUAAUGUUGGUGAAGAUGAAGCAAUUAAUAAUGUUAAAAUUCUUGGACCUGGUUCAGCUCCAUUAUCUAUAACACCAACACCAAAAGAAGAUGGUUUUGAUGUUACAUGGGAACCACCAGCAUUACCAAAUGGAAAAAUAACAAAUUACAUUUUAUAUUAUACUAAAAAUCCAGAUGAUGAUUUAGGUGAUUGGAAACAAAUGAUUAUUCCUGGAGAUAAAAAUAAUGUUAAUGUUGUUGAUCAAGAUGAAGAAACAAACUAUUAUGUAAAAAUGCAAGCUGUUAAUGAAGAUGGUCCUGGUCUUAUUUCUGAAGCAUUUGAAGUAACAACUGGUCAAAAACAUAUCCCAUUAUCUGUUUCAUUAAAACUUAUUGAUCCAGAAAGUUAUGAAGAUGAAGGUGUACCAAUUACUGUUGAUCCAAAUCAAACAAUUAAAUUUAAAUGUUAUGCUGAAGGUCGACCAACUCCAACUGUAACAUAUUCUUGGCUUUCUACAAAUAAUGAAACUGAUUCUGGAUCACAACCAGAACCUGUAAGAAUUGAACCUGUUGAAGGAAAUCCACAUACAUAUGUUUCUGUUGAAAUUUCAACAUAUACACAAACAAAACGUGUCUUAAUUUGUCAAGCUCGUAAUCCAGAUGGUUCUCAAGUAUCAAGACAAAUUGUUGAUGUCAAAAAACCUGGAUCACCACCACAAAAUAUUGAAGUUGAAUUAGCUAAUGAUAACUCUGCCGUCAUUUCAUGGAAAGAUCCAAGAUAUACAAAUGGUGAUUUGACUGCAUAUAAACUUUAUCUUACUCCUGAUCCAUCACUUCCUCUUGAUCAAUGGCAAGUUAUUGAAAUUUCUGAUCCUAUUGCUAAUGAAAAGAAUUUUGCUCGUGGAGAAUUGGAACCAAAUACAAAAUAUUAUGUCAAAAUUAGUGCUGUUAAUGAAAAUGGAGAAGGUGUUAUAUCUGAUACAGAACAAUUUGAAACAGGAAGUGGUGCUCCACUUGAUGCUCCAUAUGAUAUUUUAUCAAAUGUUAAAGAAGAUAAUACUUUAGAUCUUUCCUGGACAGGACCUAAAUUUCCAAAUGGACCUAUUGAAGGAUAUAAUAUUUAUUUUGUCCCAGAAAAUGUUGUUCCAGAUGAUUCUGAUUAUAAAGAAUGGACAAAAAUAAAUGUUCCUAGUCAUGAUGAUCAUGGAAGUAUUAUUAUUGAUAAAGGACAAUAUGUAUUUGCUCCAAAUACAACAUAUCUUCUUCGUAUUUCAGCUAUAAAUGAUCUUAAUGAAGGUCCUGCCUCAGAUCCAGUUAAAUUUGAAACUGGAACUGGUGAAACAGCUCCUGUAAUAACAUUAAAUCCACCUAAUAACAGAAUUGAAGUUCCACCAAUGGGAUCUGUUGUUGUUGAGUGUACUGCAACAGGAGUAUACAAACCAGUUGUUCAGUGGCUUGACAAAGAUGGUAAUAAAGUUUCAGAUAGAGUUUUACAAAUAUCAAAUAUUAUAAAAGAUGAAAGUUAUAUUUGUAUUGCUGAAAAUAAUGUUGGAAAAGUUCAGGAAAUUUUACAAAUUUCUGUAACAGGUCCUGGUACACCACCUAAUGAGAUCGUUGGAUUACCAAUUGGUGAUAAAGUUGCAAAUAUUGAAUGGGCAACUCCUGAUUUACCAAAUGGUGCUAUUACAGGAUAUGUUGUAGAGUAUUCUGAAAUUGGACCAGAUGGUGGACCAACAGAAUGGAAAACAAUUAAUGUUACUGGUCCAAUGGAACAAAUUAAAUUAGAUAAUUUGAAACCAAAAACUGAUUAUGCUGUUAAAGUACAAGCUAUUUCUAAUCGUGGUCCUGGUGUUAUCAGUGAACCAAUUAGAAUAAAAACAUUACCAACAGCACCAGAAAAACCAGAGACACCAGAAGUAAUUGUUCAUGGAAAUAAUACUGUUGAAAUAAAACUUCCAAAAGUAAAAGAUCCCGAAAAUCCUGAUCAAUUAAUAAAUGAUUAUGUUAUUAAAUAUACCAAAGAUUAUCCACCAACAGAUGAUGCUGAUUGGAAAGAAUUAACAUAUACUGCUCCAGAUGGACCAGAAAAUCUUGUAAUACCUAUUUAUGGUGAAAAUGUUGAUCCUGAAACAAAAUAUCAUGUUAAAGUAAUUCCUCGUGGAGAAAUAGAUGGUCCACCAAGUGAUAUUGUACCAUUUGAAACAGGUGAUGGUAUUGUACGACCUUCUAUACCAAGUUUAGAUGUUACAACAGAUGAAGAUGGAACAGUUAAAUUACCACCAGGAUCAGAUUAUAAAGUUCGUUGUACUUCAACAGGACAUCCUGAACCAAAAAUAUUAUGGGUUGAUGAAUUUGGAAAUACUCUUUCUGAGGGAGAAUUAUUCUCAAUUGAUGAUAUUAAAAGUUCAAAGAAAUUUAGAUGUAUUGCUAGAAAUCAAGGAGGUGAAGAAGAAACACCACUUAACAUUCAUGUAAUGGGUCCUGGUACUGCACCAGAAGAUAUUAAAUUAGCAUCAUUUAGACCUAGAACAAUUGAUGUUUCAUUUAUGCCACCUGAAAUAACCAAUGGUAAUAUAACAGUAUAUAUUGUAUAUUACACACCAUUAGAUGAUCAAGAUCCAAAUAAAGAAAUUGGUCAAGUUCCAUCAAAACCUAUUAGAGAUUGGCAAACAUAUCAUGUUACAGGAGAUAAUUUAAAUGAAGGUGAACAAAAUGCUAAACUUACAGGAGUAGAUCCAGAUACAUCAUAUGCUGUUGUUGUACAAGCUGGUAACAAUGAUGGACCUGGACCAUUUUCAUCAACACAAACAAUAAGAACAAUAAGUAGAGCAAGAGAAUCUGCACCUAUUGACUUGAAAGUUAUGCCAUUUUCACCAUACUCAGCUGAUGUUGAAUGGAAGAAUCCAGAAUCAAUGGAAGAAGAACCUAUUGGAUAUGAAUUAUUCUUUGUUCCAGCUGAUAAAAAAGUUGAAAGUGAAGAUGAUAGAUUAUUAGAUGAUUGGGAAAAAAUGACAAUUGAUGGAGUUGGUACAACAACAAAAAUUGAAGAUCUUCUUAAACCUGAUACAGAAUAUGUAUUCAAAAUUAGAGCCAUCUUUCCAGAUGGACCAGGAGUAUUUUCAAAAGCAUGUAUAUCUAGAACAUUACCUCUUGGAAAUCCUCCUUAUAUUACUACAUCUCAUGGUGGAUACGGUACUGAUGGUAAAACUACAGUAUUCCUUCUUCCAGGUUCAUCAUAUACUGUAUUUUGUAAUGCUACUGGUGAUCCUCAACCUGAAGUUAAGUGGAUUCGUGGUGGAGAACAUGCCAUUGAUCCAAGUACAGUUAAAGCUAAUAAAGAGCAUGCUGAAUGGUCAUUACGUGUUUAUAAUGUUACUACAAAUGCUGAAUUUGUUUGUAUUGCUCAAAAUUCUCUUGGUUCUGCCCAAUGGAAUAUUGAUAUUGAAGUUCUUCCUCAACAAGAUCCAGAUUGGCAAAAAAAAUUUGUCAAACCUAUAUUAGAAGAUGGUAAAGUAAAAUUAGAAUUUACUGAUGAGUUACCUGAAUAUUUAAAAAAUGCUAAUGAAUGGAUAGUAUUAUAUACAGAAGAUAAUACACGUCCUAUUGAAGAAUGGGAUUCAAUAUCUGGUAAAGGACCAUUAGAAUCUAUUACAAUUCCAGAAAUGGAUGAAGGAAAAGUUUAUUUUGUUAUUGUAGAUAACCCAGAAAGAGGAAUUCAAACACCUACAUUUACAAUAUUAACUCCAAAACCACCAACAGAUAUUAGAGUUGGAACAAAUAUUAAUGAUGAAACUGUUGUUUCUUUCAAACCAGCUAUAACAGGUGAUAUACCGGUAAAGGAAUAUGAAAUUAAAGCAGUUAAUAAAGAUGAUCCAUCAGAAAUUUACUUCCAAACAAUUCCUUCUGGUAGUGAUACAAAUGUUGUAAUAGAUUCUAUUUUACCCGGAACAGAAUAUACCUUUACUAUACGAGGUAAAUUAGAAAAUGGUGAAGUUUUAGAAAGUGCUCCUGUUGAUGCGAGAACAAGUCCAGCUGGUAUUGAUUGUAAUUGUAAAGAUAAUCAAGCUUGUCAAUUAAUUAGUGAUAGUAGUGGCACUGUAAGAACAGUAUGCUAUUGUAUAGAAGGUUUUGUAAUGUCAAAAGAUGGCAUAAAUUGUGAAACAACUGAAGAAUAUUCUUCAGUACAUCAAGAUAUUAAUGUUACUCAAGAACCACCAACAACAGAAAGUCCAAUUGAAGUUGAAAAUAUUGAAGGAAAAGAGGAGGAUAUGUCUAUAUAUCCAGAUCAUGAAAAAGAAGAAGAAAAAACUAAGACUGAUCAUAAUAUUGUAACAGUUCAUGAAACAGAUGAUGAAAAACCAAGUUUAGGUGAAAAAUCUAAAGAAGAACCACAAAUUCCUAUUCAAAGAAUUGAGGAAUAUGAAGAUGAAGAAGGAACUUCUAUUCGUCCAACAGAUAUCUAUGGUAAAGAAGUAUUUGAAAUAAUUGGACCAGAUGGAAAACCAUUACCAACAUCAUCUACAGGAAGGUAUGUUAAUAAGCUUGGAGAAGAAAUUGACUUAGAUUCAGAAAAUAGACCAUUAGAUCCUGAAGGAAAUCUUUUACCAACAAAAGCUACCAAUCAAUUUAUUUAUCCAGCUACAGAUAGUCAAAAUAAUAUUCUUCCAACUGAUACAAGUGGAAUUCCUGUUUAUCCUAUAGUUGAUGAAGAUGGACAAUUAUAUCCUACUUCAAGUACAACUGGAGCAAGAGUUGAUAAAUCAGGAAAACCAAUACCAACAAAUAUGUAUGGUGAACCUCAAAGUGAAACAGGACAACAAUUACCUAAAAAUGAAGAUGGAGUACAUGUUUAUGAAGUUUAUAAAUCAGAAGAAGAACCAUAUAGUACUGAUUCUUAUGGAAAAAUUGUUUAUCCAAUAACAGCUCCAGAUGGUACACCAUUACAGAAAAAUGAAGAAGGAAGAUAUAUUGAUAAGGAUGGUAAUGAAAUACCACUUAAUGAGGAAGGAAAACCUAUUGAUGAAGAAAAUCAAGUAUUACCCACUACUGAUAAAGGUGUUUUUAUUUACCCUGUAACAGAUGAAGAUAAAAUUUUACCACAGGAACCAAAAUCAGUUGAUAGUAUUGUAGGGGAGACAUUUACUACUAGUAUACCAGUAGAAGAAGAAAUAAAAGUAACAGACAAAUCAGAAGAUGAUGAAACAACCAAAGAAAAAGAAAAAAUGGAUGAGAUAAAAGAAAGACCAGAUAUAAGUCAAACUGUUGAACCAACUACUAAGAUUGAUUAUGAGGAUGAUUCAAAAACAAAAGAACGUUUUGAUGAAACUUCAAAGAUACCAGGAAAAGAAACUACAAUUAUUCCAACAGAUAUAUUCGGUAAGGAAGUUUUUGAAGUAAUUGGACCAGAUGGACAACCAUUACCAACAUCAUCAACUGGAAGGCAUAUCAAUAAACUUGGAGAAGAAAUAGAUUUAGAUUCAGAAAAUAGACCAUUAGAUCCUGAAGGAAAUGUACUUCCAACAGAUGAUUCAGGAAAAUAUAUUUAUCCUGCCACUGAUAGUCAAAAUAAUAUAUUGCCAACUGAUAUUACAGGUAAAGCUGUUUAUCCAAUUGUUAAUCCAGAAGGGCAGUUAUAUCCAACCUCUUCAACUACAGGUGCCAGAAUUGAUGAUUCAGGAAAACCAAUACCAACAAAUAUUUAUGGUGAACCACAAACAGAAACAGGACAAACAUUACCUAUUAAUGAAGAAGGUGUACAUGUUUAUGAAGUUGUUAAGCCAGAAGAACAGUUAUAUAGUACUGAUUCUUAUGGAAAAGUUGUAUAUCCAAUAACAUCUCCAGAUGGUACCCCAUUACAGAAAAAUGAAGAUGGAAGAUAUAUUGAUAAGGAUGGUAAUGAAAUACCACUUAAUGAAGAAGGUAAACCUGUUGACGAAGAAAAUCAAGUAUUACCUACUACUGAUAAAGGUAUUUACAUUUAUCCACCUUUAUCAGAAGAUAAAACUUUACCUCAAGAACCAACAGAAGAUGAUAGUGAUCUUUCACGAGAAAUAUCACCACCUUCAGAUAAAGAUGAAACUAAAUUUGAAGGUAAAGAUCAAGUAUGUGCUAAUUUGUUAAAAGACAGUAGUUUAUUCUUUAUAUUUGAAACAAGUCGUGCAUCAGAACCUAUAUUUGAAAAAUUCAGAACAAUUCUUGUUGACUUUUUUGUUAAUAAACUUGAUAUUAAACAAGAAAAAAUUGGAUUAGCUAAUUAUGGUAAUGCUGUUGAAGUUUUAUAUGACAUUGGAAAUUAUGAGAACACUGAAGAAAUUAAAGAAACAUUAAUGGAAUUACAUUUUACAGGAGGAACUGCUGAUCCAUUAUUAGCACUUAAAAGUGUUUUAGAUAUUUUACAUGAAUCUAAUGAACAAACUGAAAAAGUUAUGAUUCUUUUUACUAUGACAGAUAUAACAGGUUCAGUAAAAGAAAAGUUUGAUUCACUUGCACACUUAGAAGAGUUACGUGUUGUCAUUAUAAAUAUGAAUGAUUUUGUAAAAGAUUCAAAUCAAAAUGUUAAACUACUUCAUAAAGUUUGUUCAGCAUUAAAGGAUACAGUUAAACAAGUAACAUUGUUUACACCUUUAUACAAAGAUUACACAACAACUACUGUUUCUUCAUACACAACAUCUGUAGUUGUUCAACAACCAGAAGAAAUUGGAGUAGUUGGAGUAACUGAAGAAAAAGUUAAAAGUUGUUCACUUAAUCAUGCUAAGAUGGAUAUUGUUUUUGCAAUUGCUGAUAAUGUUAUGCACGUUACUGAUUAUGGAAAUGUUAUUAAUUCAAUAAGUAAUUUGAUCAAAAAAGAUUUAGAUAUGGCACCAGAUGUUACAAGAGUAUCUGUAAUUAAUUAUGGAAAAAGUGCAUCAAUUCCUGUAUCAUUAGGAGGAUAUCAAGAAAAGGGAGAAAUUGUUCAUAUUCUUAAAAAUACAAAACAAUCUCCAAAUUUGGAGAGACCUGAUGUAAAUAUAUUAAUAAAUGCUGCUCAUCAACAAUUUGCAACAUUUAGUAAUCAAGAAACAGCAAAAGUUAUUAUUCUAUUUACAAAUGGUGAAGAUAUUUAUAGAUAUUCAUAUAAUAUGGAUCGUUUACCAUAUCCAGUAUUAGUUAUUACUUUAGAUGAAUUUAUGCAAGAAGUAAAAGAUAAAAAAACUAGAGCACACUUUAUUGAAGAAUGGAAUCAAUUGUCAUCUGAUGUAAUAAAACAUUUCAUUGAAAAUGAAUGUAAAACAAAAUUCAUUGAUUAUCCAUAUGCUGUUUCAAAGAUUAAAACAUUACCUACAGUUUUACCAAAAGAAGAAACUACAGUAUCAGGAAUAGAAGGACAAAAAUUACCUUACGAUGAAAAUGAAACAGGAGAUAUAUUACCUACAGAUAUUUAUGGAAAAAUAAUUCAUAAAAUUGUUGAUAUUGAUGGUAAACCGUUACCAACUUCAUCAACUGGAAGAUAUGUUAAUAAGCUUGGAGAUGAAAUUGAUUUAGAUUCACAAGAUCAUCCUCUUGAUCCAUCUGGUAGAGUUCUUCCUCAGAAUCCAUCUGGUGAAUAUGUAUAUCCAGCAACAGAUGAACAAGGAAACAUUUUACCAGUAGAUAUAUAUGGCAGACCUGUAUAUCCAAUUACGGAUGAAAACGGUCAACUAUAUCCAACAUCACCAUCAACAAAAGCUAGAGUUGAUCAUGAAGGAAAACCAAUUCCAACAUCAUAUAAAACAGGAAGACCAAUAAGUCCUUCAGGACAACAACUUCCUACAGAUGAAACAGGAACUUACAUUUAUCAAAAACCAGAAAGUGAGGAAGUAUAUACAACAAAUGUAUAUGGAAAAACUGUUUAUCCAAUAACUUAUCCUGACGGAACACCGUUAGAAAAGAAUGAAGAUGGUGAUUAUAUAACAAAAGACGGAGACAUAAUUAAGACCGAUGAAGAUGGAACACCAAUUGGUCCAGAUAAUCAACCAUUGAAGAAAGAUGAUAAAGGAAAUUAUAUUUUCACUUCAGAUAUUGAUCAACAAGCUACUGAAUUACCAGAAAUAUCUUCAAAACCAUUACCUACAGAUAUUUAUGGUGAAAGAGUAUAUGAAGUUAUUGGACCAGAUGGAGAACCAUUACCAACAUCUUCAACAGGAAAGCACAUUGAUAAGUUAGGAGAAGAAAUUCAACUUGAUUCUAGUAGACGUCCACUUGGACCUGAUGGGCAAGUGUUACCAACAGAUGAUGAAGGUAAAUAUGUAUAUCCAGCAACAGAUAGUCAAAAUAAUAUUCUUCCAACUGAUACAAGUGGAGUUCCAGUUUAUCCUAUUGUUGAUUCUGAAGGGCAAUUGUAUCCAACAUCAAGAACAACUGGUGAAAGAGUUGAUGAAUCUGGAAAACCUAUUCCAACAUCUGCUAAAACAGGAAUACCAGUAAGUGAAACUGGUGAACCACUUCCAACAGACAGAUCUGGAAUGUUUAUACAUGAAACUACAGAUGGUGAUAAAAUGUUACCAACCAAUGUUUAUGGUAAAAAAGUUUAUCCUAUUGUAAAUGAAGAGGGAAUGUUACUUGAAAAAGAUGAUGAUGGUAACUUUAUUGAUAAAGAAGGUAAUGUCAUUAAGACUAAUGAUGAAGGAAUUCCAAUUGGUCCUGAUAAUCAACUUUUAGAAAAAGAUGACAAAGGAAAUUAUGUAUUCAAACCAGAAGUAACACCAGAUUUUAUUGGACAAACUUUACCUACUGACGUUUAUGGUGAAAGUGUUCAUGAAGUUAUUGGACCAGAUGGAGAACCAUUGCCAACAUCAACUACUGGAAGAUAUAUUGAUAAACUUGGAAAAGAAAUUCCAACUGAUUCAAGUAAGCGUCCACUUGGACCUGAUGGGCAAGUGUUACCAACAGAUGAUGAAGGUAAAUAUGUAUAUCCAGCAACAGAUAGUCAAAAUAAUAUUCUUCCAACUGAUACAAGUGGAGUUCCAGUUUAUCCUAUUGUUGAUUCUGAAGGGCAAUUGUAUCCAACAUCAAGAACAACUGGUGAAAGAGUUGAUGAAUCUGGAAAACCAAUUCCAACAUCUGCUAAAACAGGAAUACCUGUAAGUGAAACUGGUGAACCACUUCCAACAGACAGAUCUGGAAUGUUUAUACAUGAAACUACAGAUGCCGAUAAAAUGUUACCAACUAAUGUUUAUGGUAAAAAAGUUUAUCCUAUUGUUAAUGAAGAAGGAAUGUUACUUGAAAAAGAUGAUGAUGGUAACUUUAUUGAUAAAGAAGGUAAUGUCAUUAAGACUAAUGAUGAAGGAAUUCCAAUUGGUCCCAAUAAUCAACUUUUAGAAAAAGAUGAUAAAGGAAAUUACAUUUUUGAUAAAACAAAAUAUUUUAGUACUGUUCCACCUACCUCAUUAGAAGGUCAUUCUCUUCCAACAGACAAAGACGAAAUAUAUGAUGAAGAUCAAACAAUACUUCCAACAGAUAUUUAUGGAAAAACAGUUUAUGAAAUUAUUGACUUAGAUGGUAAACCAUUGCCAACUUCAACAACUGGAAGAUAUAUAAACAAACUUGGUGAUGAAAUUGAAUUAGAUUCACAAGAUCGACCAUUAGAUCCUGAUGGAAAUGUUCUUCCAACAAGAGGUACUGAUCAAUUUGUUUAUCCAGCAACUGAUAAAGAUAAUAACAUUCUUCCUACUGAUACAAGUGGAGUUCCUGUUUAUCCUAUUGUUAAUGCUGAUGGUCAAUUAUAUCCAACUUCAGAAACAACAGGUGCCAGAAUUGAUGAGACAGGAAAACCAAUUCCAACUGUAGAAAUUACAGGAAUUCCUGUCAGUGAAUCUGGUCAAGCAUUACCUACCGAAGAAUCUGGUGUUUUUGUUUAUGAAACUCCAACAAGUGGAGAAGCUUUUACAACAAAUGCAUAUGGAAAAAUUGUUUACCCAAUUGUAAACGAAGACGGAGUAUUAUUAAAUAAGAAUGAAGAUGGCGAUUUUGUAGAUGAAAAUGGUGAUACAAUUGAAACGACUGAAGAUGGUAUUCCUCUUGGUCCAGAUAAAAAACCUUUAAUGAAGAAUGAAAAAGGAAACUACGUAUAUACACCAGAAAUUAAACCAGACAUUUCCGGUGGAAGUGUUCAUGAAAUUAUUGGACCAGAUGGAGAACCAUUACCAACAUCUUCAACAGGAAAGUACAUUGAUAAGUUAGGAGAAGAAAUUCAACUUGAUUCUAGUAGACGUCCACUUGGACCUGAUGGGCAAGUGUUACCAACAGAUGAUGAAGGUAAAUAUGUAUAUCCAGCAACAGAUAGUCAAAAUAAUAUUCUUCCAACUGAUACAAGUGGAGUUCCAGUUUAUCCUAUUGUUGAUUCUGAAGGUCAAUUGUAUCCAACUUCAAGAACAACUGGAGAAAGAGUUGAUGAAUCUGGAAAACCUAUUCCAACAUCUGCUAAAACAGGAAUACCAGUAAGUGAAACUGGUGAACCACUUCCAACAGACAGAUCUGGAAUGUUUAUACAUGAAACUACAGAUGGUGAUAAAAUGUUACCAACCAAUGUUUAUGGUAAAAAAGUUUAUCCUAUUGUAAAUAAAGAGGGAAUGUUACUUGAAAAAGAUGAUGAUGGUAACUUUAUUGAUAAAGAAGGUAAUGUUAUCAAGACUAAUGAUGAAGGAAUUCCAAUUGGUCCUGAUAAUCAACUUUUAGAAAAAGAUGACAAAGGAAAUUAUGUAUUCAAACCAGAAGUAACACCAGAUUUUAUUGGACAAACUUUACCUACUGACGUUUAUGGUGAAAGUGUUCAUGAAGUUAUUGGACCAGAUGGAGAACCAUUGCCAACAUCAACUACUGGAAGAUAUAUUGAUAAACUUGGAAAAGAAAUUCCAACUGAUUCAAGUAAGCGUCCACUUGGACCUGAUGGACAAGUAUUACCAACAAAUGAUGAAGGUAAAUAUGUUUAUCCAGCAACAGAUAGUCAAAAUAAUAUUCUUCCAACUGAUACAAGUGGAGUUCCAGUUUAUCCUAUUGUUGAUUCUGAAGGGCAAUUGUAUCCAACAUCAAGAACAACUGGUGAAAGAGUUGAUGAAUCUGGAAAACCAAUUCCAACAUCUGCUAAAACAGGAAUACCUGUAAGUGAAACUGGUGAACCACUUCCAACAGACAGAUCUGGAAUGUUUAUACAUGAAACUACAGAUGCCGAUAAGAUGUUACCAACUAAUGUUUAUGGUAAAAAAGUUUAUCCUAUUGUUAAUGAAGAAGGAAUGUUACUUGAAAAAGAUGAUGAUGGAAACUUUAUUGAUAAAGAAGGUAAUGUUAUCAAGACUAAUGAUGAAGGAAUUCCAAUUGGUCCUGAUAAUCAACUUUUAGAAAAAGAUGAUAAAGGAAAUUAUAUUUUUGAUAAGACAAAAUAUUUUAGUACUGUUCCAUCUACUUCAUUAGAAGGUCAUUCUCUUCCAACAGACAAAGACGAAAUAUAUGAUGAAGAUCAAACAAUACUUCCAACAGAUAUUUAUGGAAGAACAGUUUAUGAAAUUAUUGACUUAGAUGGUAAACCAUUGCCAACUUCAACAACUGGAAGAUAUAUAAACAAACUUGGUGAUGAAAUUGAAUUAGAUUCACAAGAUCGACCAUUAGAUCCUGAUGGAAAUGUUCUUCCAACAAGAGCUACGAAUCAAUUUGUUUAUCCAGCAACAGACAGUGAAAAUAAUAUUUUACCAACAGAUACAAGUGGAGUUCCUGUUUAUCCUAUUGUUAAUGCUGAUGGUCAAUUAUAUCCAACUUCAGAAACAACAGGUGCUAGAAUUGAUGAAACAGGAAAGCCAAUUCCAACUGUAGAAAUUACAGGAAUUCCUGUUAGUGAAUCUGGUCAAACAUUACCAACUGAAGAAACCGGAGUAUUUGUAUACGAAACUUCAACAAGUGGAGAAGCUUUUACAACAAAUGCAUAUGGAAAAAUUGUUUACCCAAUAGUUAAUGAAGACGGAGUUUUAUUACCUAGAAACGAAGAUGGAGAUUUUGUUGAUGAAACUGGUAAUUUAAUAAAAACAGCGGAAGACGGUACACCUAUCGGGCCAGAUAAUCAACCAUUAGAAAAAGAUAGUCAAGGAAAUUAUAUCUUUAGACCUGAAACUUUAUUAGAUUCAAGUGGAAAAGUAUUACCAACUGAUGUAUAUGGUGAAAAAGUCUAUGAAGUCAUUGGACCAGAUGGACAACCAUUGCCAACUUCGUCAACUGGAAGACAUAUUAAUGUACUAGGGGAAGAAAUUCCAACUGAUUCUAGUAAUCGUCCUUUAGGACCAGAUGGACAACUUUUGCCUACAGAUUCUACAGGUAAAUACGUUUAUCCAGCUACUGAUAGUCAAAACAAUGUUCUUCCUACUGAUACAAGUGGAAUUCCUGUUUACCCUAUAGUUGAUGAAGAUGGACAACUUUAUCCUACUUCAAGUACAACUGGAGCUAGAGUUGAUAAGUCAGGACAACCAAUUCCAACUUCUGAAAAUACUGGAAUCCCUGUUGAUAAAUCAGGUAAACCAUUACCAACAGAAGAAGUAGGAACAUAUGUUUAUGAAACUACUUCGAAAAAGGGAAUAAUACCAACUAACGUUUAUGGUAAAAAAGUAUAUCCAAUUAUUGACGAAGAAGGUAUGUUGUUAGAGAAAGAUAAAGAUGGUAACUUUAUUGACAAAGAAGGAAAUGUUAUUAAAACAAAUGAUGAAGGCAUUCCAAUUGGACCUGAUAAUCAACUUUUAGAAAAGGAUGAUAAAGGAAAUUAUAUUUUGAAAGAAGAUAUUGUUUUCAAAACUUUACCAACUGAUGUUUAUGGUGAAAAAGUUUAUGAAGUUAUUGGACCAGAUGGUCAACCAUUGCCAACAUCAACUACUGGAAGAUAUAUUGAUAAACUUGGAGAAGAAAUUCAACUUGAUUCUAGAAGACGUCCACUUGGACCUGAUGGACAAGUAUUACCAACAAAUGAUGAAGGUAAAUAUGUUUAUCCAGCAACAGAUAGUCAAAAUAAUAUUCUUCCAACUGAUACUAGUGGAGUUCCAGUCUAUCCUAUUGUUGAUUCUGAAGGUCAAUUGUAUCCAACAUCAAGAACAACUGGUGAAAGAGUUGAUGAAUCUGGAAAACCAAUUCCAACAUCUGCUAAAACAGGAAUACCAGUAAGUGAAACUGGUGAACCACUUCCAACAGACAGAUCUGGAAUGUUUAUACAUGAAACUACAGAUGCCGAUAAGAUGUUACCAACUAAUGUUUAUGGAAAGAAAGUUUAUCCUAUUGUUAAUGAAGAAGGAAUGUUACUUGAAAAAGAUGAUGACGGUAACUUUAUUGACAAAGAAGGUAAUGUUAUCAAGACUAAUGAUGAAGGAAUUCCAAUUGGUCCUGAUAAUCAACUUUUAGAAAAGGAUGACAAAGGAAAUUAUGUAUAUAAAUCUGAAAUCUUAACUCACAGAACUGAAUCGCCAUAUUUAGUUGGACAAACAUUACCAACUGAUGUUUAUGGUGAUACAAUUUAUGAAAUUAUUGGACCAGAUGGACAACCAUUACCCACUUCCUCAACAGGUAGACAUAUUAAUAAACUUGGAAAUGAAAUUCCACUUGAUUCUAAAGAUCGUCCUUUAGGACCAGAUGGACAACUUUUGCCUACAGAUUCUACAGGUAAAUACAUUUAUCCAGCUACAGAUAGUCAAAACAAUGUUCUUCCAACUGAUACAAGUGGAAUUCCUGUUUACCCUAUAGUUGAUGAAGAUGGACAACUUUAUCCUACUUCAAGUACAACUGGAGCAAGAGUUGAUAAAUCAGGACAACCAAUUCCAACUUCUGAAAAUACUGGAAUCCCUGUUGAUAAAUCAGGUAAACCAUUACCAACAGAAGAAAUAGGAACAUAUAUUUACGAAAAAGAAGAUCAAACAAUACUUCCAACAGAUAUUUAUGGAAAAACAGUUUUUGAAAUUAUUGACUUAGAUGGUAAACCAUUACCAACUUCAACAACUGGAAGAUAUAUAAAUAAACUUGGUGAUGAAAUUGAAUUAGAUUCACAAGAUCGACCAUUAGAUCCUGAUGGAAAUGUUCUUCCAACAAGAGGUACUGAUCAAUUUGUUUAUCCAGCAACUGAUAAAGAUAAUAACAUUCUUCCUACUGAUACAAGUGGAGUUCCUGUUUAUCCUAUUGUUAAUGCUGAUGGCCAAUUAUAUCCAACUUCUAGAACAACAGGUGCCAGAAUCGAUGAAACAGGAAAACCAAUUCCAACCGUUGAAAUAACAGGGAUUCCUGUUAGUGAAACCGGUCAAACAUUACCUACCGAAGAAUCUGGUGUUUUUGUUUAUGAAACUUCAACAAGUGGAGAAGCUUUUACAACAAAUGCAUAUGGAAAAAUUGUUUAUCCAAUUGUAAAUGAAGAAGGAAGAUUUCUACCAAAGAAUGAUGAUGGAGAAUAUGUUGAUGAAAAAGGUGAUGCAAUAAGAACAACAGAUGAUGGUAUACCACUUGGACCUGAUGGUAAUACUUUGAAAAAAGAUGACAAAGGAAAUUAUAUUUAUGUUCCAACUUCUUCAUUAGUAAAUACAACACAACAACCUAUUUUUAUAAUUUCUCCAAUGGGUGAACAACUUCAAAAAGAUGAAAAUGGUAAUUAUAUAAAUAGUAAUGGUGAAAUUAUUAAAUUUAAUGAAGAUAUGAAACCAUUAGAUCCAAAUGAUGAAGUAUUACCUACAUCAGAAUCUGGAUCUUACAUAUAUCCUUAUGUAGAUGAAAGUGGACAAAUUUUACCAACCGAUUUAUCAAAAAAACCAAUUUACAAAAUUAUUGAUCCAGAAGGAAAACCAUUAUCUCAAGAUUCUGAUGGAAGAUACAUUGAUGAUGAUAAUAAACCAAUUCCAACAUCGUCAACUGGUAUACCAUUAAGAAAAACUGGAGAACCAUUACCAAAAGAUAAGUUUGGUAAUUUCAUAUAUGAUGCAUCAUUUGGAGGUGAUAUUCUUCCUACUGAUAAAUCAUUACAAAUUGUUGAUCAUCUUGGUGAACCAUUAAGAAGAGAUGAAACAGGAACAGUUUUUAUUGAUUCUAAAGGUACACCUAUAAAUACAGAUGAUCAAGGAAGACCACUUUCUCCAGAUGGUUCUGUUCUUCCAACAAAUUCAUUGGGACAAUAUUACAUUGAAGAAGUUAAAGAUUAUGAUUCAAUCUUAAAACCAACAACAACUUCAUCAUUAUCAAAGGAUUAUAAUAUACUAAGUUAUGACAAUACUCCAUUGAAAAAAGAUCCUAAAACAGAUCAAUUCUUUAAUCCAAUAGGACAACUUAUUCCUAUAAAUGAUAACUUUGAACCACUUGAUCCAAAUGGAAAUAUAUUAAAGAAGAAUGAUGAUGGAAUGUAUAUCUAUCCAGCUAUUGGUCCAAAUGGAGAAAUAUUAGAAUUGUCUGAUAAUGGUAUACCAAUAUAUCCAGUUACUGAUAUUCAUGGUGAUAUUAUGCCAACUACAUCUGGUAAAUUAUUUACUGAUCAUGGUGGAAAUAUUAUACCAACUUCAGAAACUGGUAUUCCUCUUGGUAUAAAUGGUUUACCUUUACCUGUUGGUGAUAAGGGAUAUCAUAUAAUGAUUGGACCUGUUAACAGAACAUCAUCACAUUGUUAUGUUGAUAGUUAUAUAAAUCUUUUAAUUAUUUAUGAUGCAUCAAAUGACAUUAAAGUUUUGGAUUAUAGACUUCUUAAAGAAUUAGCUAAAAAUUUCUUGGUUGAACAUUUUAAUCUUGACAUUAAUCGAGUACGUGUUGGACUUCUUAAAUAUGGAGAAAAUGCUGAAGUUACAAUAUCAUUUGGUGAUUAUGAUAAUGAGGCACAAUUAUUACUUAAAUUAGGUGAAGCAAGACGUCUCAAAGGUGAAAAUAAUUUAUAUAAUGCUCUUAAUCAAGCAAUAGGUGAAUUUAUAAUAGAACAAAAUGAAAAAGUUCCUCAUGUUGCUAUUAUUUUCAAAAAUGGUAAAUCAUCAAGUGAUAUAACUGUACCAGCUAAACAACUUCGUGAAAAUACUAAAACAAACAUUUAUGUUGUAUCAAAUAAUGGAGAUAAAAAUGAAGAUUUAGCACUUGUUGGAGAAGGUAAUGAAAAGCGUAUUAUUAGUGUUAAUGGUUGGAAGAAUACUAAAUCAACAGAUCUUGGUGUUAUUGCUGAUGACAUUUGUAAAUAUGCUCCUAAAAUUUCAAAACAAAAAGAAGAAGAAGACAUUCCAUGGCCUACUAGAAAACCAAGUUAUACAGUUUCACCAAUAUUUUCUAAACAAAAAAUUUGUGAUAAAAUUGAUUUUGGAUUAGAUUUUAUUAUUGUUCUUGAUGCAUCAGAUAAUGUUGAUGUAAAUGCAUAUGAAAAAAUUAAAGAUGGUUUAGGAACAUUUAUUGAUGAAUAUUUAGAUAUGUCUCCAGAUGUUGUUCGUGUUGGAUUUAUUCAAUAUUCUGAUAAGGUUAAUAUUCCUAUUUCAUUAGGUCAUUAUCAAGAUAAGGAAGAAAUUCUUCUUGUACUUAAAGAUUUAGAAAAAGAAACUGGUAUACCAAUUGCUCUUAAAGGUUUUGAUGCAGCAAGAGUACAAUUAUCUGAGCAUAGACGUAAAGAAGUUCCUAAUGUUAUAUUACUUGUAACAACAGGAAAAAAUAGAGGAAAUGCAAUUGGUGCUGCUUAUGAUUUAAGAGAAACUUAUGGUUCACAAAUCUUUGCACUUGCAAUUAAUCCAGAUUCUGAUCAAUUAAAUAGUUUAAAAAGAAUUGUUGGUAAAGAAUAUGCUCAUGAAAGAUUAUUAACAAUUGAUAAUGUUGAUGAACUUCAUGGACAAGGUUUAAAUAAAAUUAGUAAAGCAUUAUGUGGAAAUAUAAUGCUUAAAGAUGAAAUUGAUUCAACUUUAAAAUCACAUACAACUAAAAGAUCAACUGAUAAUAUGAUAGAUGAAAAUAAUAUUGUUACAAAAGUACCAAGUAUUAGAACUACAAGAUCAUUAAAACCUGUACCAUUAUGUAAAGAUGGUAUAAUUAGACCAUUCUUCUUUUCUUUAGUUAUUGAUACUACAUCACGUAGUGAAAUAAAAGAUUUCAAAAAUACAAUGAAAUCAUUAAUUAACUUUUUCAAUACUAAAUUUGAAGCAACACCUUUGAUGGCUGUAACAAAUUUAAUAACAGUUAAUAGUAAUGGUGUUACAAAUAAAAAAUUAGAAUUAGAUCUUGAGUCAUUGGUUCAUGAAUUAUCAAAAAUAACUCAAUCUUCUAAUGAUUUUUCAUCACCAAAACUUGGUCUUGCUAUUGAUGAAGCAACAAUAGAAGCUGCCAAAAAUGCAAUAUCUGGUACGACCAAAGUAAUGCUUGUCAUUUCAUCAGAUGGUACAUCAAGUGAUGAUCCAUUACCAUCAGCAGAAUAUGCCACUGAUGAUUUCCUUCAUAAUAUUGUUUCAAUUUCACUUAGAAAUCCUUCAUCUGAUUUAUUAACAAAAAUAUCAGGUAACUCUCCAACAAGAGUAAUUCAUCUUUCUGAAUGGGAAAAUAUUGAAGAAUUAUUUACAUCAUGGACAUCAUUUGCUAUUUGUGAAGCUAUUAAUGUUAAAACUAAAGAUAAGAAAAAAAUUAUUCCAAAAGAAGAUAAAGUAUCUAAAAUUAAAGAAGAUAAACCAUCACGUAUUAGUGUUGUUGGAGUAACUCCAAAUUCUUUAUCAGUUUCAUGGAUUUGUUGUACUAAUGAUAAACAAAAAUACAUAAUAAAAUAUUCUCCUGAUGUUACUAUACCAUUUAAGAAUUGGCAAUCACUUAAUGCAACAUGUAAAGAUGGAUUUGGUAAACAAAUUACAGAUUUACCUACUGAUAGUAAUUAUUAUGUUUGUGUAUUUACAAAUGAUAAAGUUAAAAAUUCAGAUAUUAAAUAUAAUUCAGAAAAUUGUGAUUUUGUACAUCUUGAUAAAAAUACAAUUGCACCAGAUGAUUUUGAACAUUCAUUAGAUAAUACAAUUCCAGAUAAAUGUAAAUGUAGAUGUGAUAAUGAAGGUGAAGUUACUGCUCCCUCACCAUGUGAUCUUCAACAAUAUGAACAAACAUUUAGUCCAAUUGAUACGAUACCUCAAAAUAUGAAAAGUGAUGAUUGUCCAUGUAGAAUAAAAAGUUAUCGUGGAUUAUGUCCAACAGGUUAUUAUUAUAACAGAGGUCAAUGUUAUGAUGUUAAUGAAUGCCUUCAACAAAAUGGUGGUUGUUCACAUGGUUGUGUUAAUACACCCGGAGAUUUCUAUUGCGCCUGCCCUCAUGGUAUGACAAGAGAUCCAGCUGAUCAUAAAAAAUGUAUAUCAAUAAAUAGUAGUUUUGAUAGAAUAACAGAAAUGUUAGCACAAUAUCUUCAUGGAAAUGCUCAACUAGCUACUAUGAAUGGAUUAAUGAAUCAAAAUGGUGUUAUAAAUAAAUCAAAACCAAUAAAAUAUAAAACAAUUAUUGAAAGUGAAGAUAAAAGUAAAAAGAUAACUUUUGAAUGGAGCCAAAUGCCUACUAUGGUUAAGAAAGCUUUAAAAUGGCUUUUAUAA
Strongyloides ratti is the source of this 21084-nucleotide messenger RNA. Its product is annotated as Down syndrome cell adhesion molecule-like protein 1. Gene Ontology annotation, cellular component: endoplasmic reticulum. NCBI's taxonomy places the organism in Eukaryota, Metazoa, Nematoda, Chromadorea, Rhabditida, Strongyloididae. Gene Ontology annotation, molecular function: calcium ion binding; protein binding. The record is from RefSeq and is a predicted model, not a curated record. The transcript is spliced from 9 exons. The coding region runs from base 1 to 21084 and encodes 7027 amino acids.